This is a messenger RNA of Tetranychus urticae (two-spotted spider mite), 979 nucleotides long. RefSeq lists its product as uncharacterized. Lineage: Eukaryota; Metazoa; Arthropoda; Arachnida; Trombidiformes; Tetranychidae. The record is from RefSeq and is a predicted model, not a curated record.
UAUGAAAAGAAAGUGAAAACAGAUGAUAACAAGGAAGCUCUUAAACUGAACAAAAGUACGCAUUCUCGAUCAAAUCUUUGGCUCACAUUUUCGCGAUUUUCAAUUUCCAUUCAUUCAUUGUGCGCUCUUAUUCAAUCAUCAUCAUGUCAACCUAACAAUUGAAAAAUCACAAAAAAAGACGAAAAGUUCAUCUCAAAUAUACCUUUCAAUUUUCAUUCAAUUUUUGUUGGAAUAAAAUAAAUUCCAUAAUUUUUCUGUAAACCAAAUUCGCAAUAAACUUAACUUUCAAUUCGUUUUCAAAAUCAUAUCAUUCCUUGCAUAUCCAUAAACUUGUGAUUGAACAAGUGAUUGUCUUUAAGAAUAGAACUCAAUCAAUCGAUAAAUUUCAAGAAAUUAAAGUGAAGCAAAUUCUGUGCCACUCGGAGUAAUAAACGUUACAAGAAAAGAAAAGUUUCUUAAAUUUCGAUCAAAAAAUAAACGCAAGGAUUACACCAUUAGCCAUGCCGAUGAGUCAAAGGGAAGUUGACUGUAGUCUGGUUGAGAAUCGAAAUUCAAUUUUUUGUAAAAUCUUGCCUCUGGGACUUCCUUUUGAUAUAACUGAACGUGGAAAGGAUGGUAAACUCUAUCAGAUUCACAUCAAAACUCAAUCGGCAGAUACAGUUUUGUACAUUUCGGCUGUCGUUGCUGUUUACGUUCUGGUUGUAAUUGUUUUACUGGCAACCCAAUUUUUGGAGCGAGGAGGAAAUCGUCAAAGUCGAUUAUCGAUUCCGUUCAAGAAAAAUACCUUUCUUCUUUGGGACUCGUCUGAUGGAGCAAAUUGUUCGUUAGAGUCUAUGGAUGAUGACAGCAUUGUUGUCUGACUGUUAUCUGUGUUUAGUUUUGCAUAUACAUUCAUGUAAACUGUUGGCAUAUCAUUUUACAGUUUGAAGAAAGCUGAAAAAAAUGUGGAAAUUUGAAUAAAAUUAUUGUAAAAAAUGAA